UUAUCUCAAACAUGGGACCGUCUCAUGAGUUCCAAUCCUCGAAUGGCCCAACCCUAUAAAUAUUUCGAUCCGUAUUCUUAACGAAGAAACCCUUUUUCGCUUUAAUCUUCAUCUCUUCUUGUAGGGUUUGAUUCUUAACACAACUACACAAUCAAAGGCUUUGGUGCUCUUUGAAAGAUGGGAUACGAAAAAGUUCUUAGCGCUUUACAGGAGAUUUUUCCAGAGGUUGAUUUGUGUAGGCUGAAAGCUGUCUCUUUAGAACAUCCUAACGAUGCUGAUGUGGCUGUGGGAGUAGUUCUUGAUCUCCCUAAGCGUCCACUUACAAUUGGUUCUUCAAGUAAUAGUCAGAGCUCCCUCAGUUUCUCUGAUGGUAAUAUUUUUCAUGCAGAUAAUGACAAAAGGAAAGUUGAUUCAAGUAUGGAUCAUGUAGUUGUAAAUCCUUGUAUCGCUGAACAUUCAACUAAAGAUCAUGUUUCAAGCAUGGAUGGAAGUUUCCGUGGUGCAACGGGAGCUUUAGAUGCUGGUUUUUCGACUCAAUAUACCCGUAAUCCAUUUGGGGAGCAUGCAAGUUUUGAACCACUUCAUGAUCCAAAUAGUCAAACUGAAGCUAACCGUGAUGGUGUACCUCUACCUUUCGAGACAUUUGGAGGGAGCAAUAGUAUUGACACUGAGAGCGAGUUAAUCGGAAGUGAAAAUGUUGAUGACGAAAAGUUAAUUGCUCGGGAACGCAAACAAUUAGUAGACACUUCUGAAACUAAUUUAGCUGCAACUCAAGAAUCAGAUCCCAUAUGUUCAACAAAAACUUUUGAAAAAGAUGACUUAGCAGGCAGUUUUGUUGGUUCAGAGGAUGAGUCGGCUAUGAGUUCCAUGCUUACUAGAUCAGAGCAAAUUUGUAGCCCCGAGUAUCUGGAUGAAGCUAUUGAAGAUGCUAAAAGUAAAAAGAAAACGCUCGUGUUGGCCAUGGAUUCAGUUAUCGAUCUUAUGAAAGCAGUAGAAUCUAAAGAAAAAGAUGUUGAACAAGCAAAUGAGGAUGCCACCCGCGGUUGUUCUGAUAUUCUUGCUAAGGUGGACGAGGUUAAACACGCACUCGUAAGAGCAAAAGAGGCAAAUGACAUGCACGCUGGAGAAGUAAAUGCGGAGAAAGCCAUCUUAGCCACUGAAUUGAGAGAGCUUCAUGUUCGCUUGAAUACGUUGUCGGAUGACAGAAACAAAUCACUUAAAAUUCUUGAUGAGAUGCAUAGAGCGUUAGAGAUUAGAAUGGCUGCUGCUUUAGAAGAAAUCGAAGCAGCAGAAGGCAAAAAGUUAGAACGAGAACGGUCUGCUAGAGAAGCUCUUUUGUACCAAGAAAGCCAAAUGGAAAAAGUGGUUGAAGAGUCUAAGAAACUGAAGCUAGAAGCUGAGGAAAAUUCUAAGUUGCAAGAGUUCCUCACGGAUCGUGGCCAUGUGAUUGAUAUUCUACAAGGAGAGAUGGCUGUCAAAUGCCAAGAUGUGUUACUGCUAAAAGAGAAGUUUGACAAGCGAAUCCCACUAUCGCGAUCACUCUUUUCUAGCCAAACAUCAACAAUGUUAGUCUCCCCAAAUUCAUCUUUCAGGAUCAGCACACCACCUUUCGAGCAUGAGACAGAGACGUAUGUGACUCCAAAGAAGAGUUCGGAACAUGAUGAUUUUUAUGGUAUUCUUGGCAAGAUUUCAAGGUUGGACGGAUCACCGACGUCUCCUCAUGGAGAAACUGGAAAUUCUUCUAGUAACGGUGAAGAAAAAAAGGACGAUGAUGAUGAUGAACAUAAGGGGCUUUUAGAUGAUGAUGGAUGGGAGCUGUUUAACAAUGGUGAUCUUUUGAACAUAAGAAGAGAGGCGUGUUAGUCGUUUAUUUAUUUAUUUUUUUUCUUUUCUUUUUGGCAUCUUUAUUGACUCUUUACCAUCUAACAAGUUUUUUUCUUUUGCUAAAACUUUUAUGAUAUUUACUAUCGGAGACGUCGUUUCUUGUUAUUGUUUGCAAGUAUGUACGAAAAUACUUAUCGGUGUGUCUUGAUGCUAUUGUGCCACUGCAAAAAUAAUUAGUUUGUCAAGUAUGUUUAAGGCUAUUGUAAUAGAAGUAACAUUUUUUUUUUA
This is a messenger RNA of Helianthus annuus (common sunflower), 2112 nucleotides long. RefSeq lists its product as uncharacterized. The record is from RefSeq and is a predicted model, not a curated record. The coding region runs from base 178 to 1863 and encodes 561 amino acids. NCBI's taxonomy places the organism in Eukaryota, Viridiplantae, Streptophyta, Magnoliopsida, Asterales, Asteraceae. The transcript has 10 exons.